AUGCCGUCUCAGGAAGAACAAGAACUGCUGGCCAGAAUCGGCCAGCUUGCGGAUAACACUCACCGACAUGGCGCCUUCCCCCACAAGCAUCGAGUCCAGCCGUACCCCUCCACCCGAGGUGGCCCAACAGGUUUUCGGCACCGAUCCUUGGUGGUAAACAAAGAUGGAACUCAAACACCUCCUUCCGAUGCGUCGUCUCCUGCGGAGGGUUCUGUCUCGACGACUUCCUCAGGCGCCUGGAUCUCGAAGAAUACUCGCGGUCAGAGGUCGCUGAUCAACUCGGCCGUUUACGACAAGACCAAUGAAGCACAUGUCAAGGCCAUUGAGGCGUCGCGCCAACAGAAGAUUCGUCAGCAGGACGCGCGCGAGCAACAACAGCUUGCCAACCAUUUCCAACGCUACAGCGGCAAUGCAAGCGCACCGCAUACUCCCACUAACCCGACAGCGACAGGCAAUCACGAGAUAGAGAUCCAAGGCAUUCGCUUUCGUGUCGCGAACAGCGGCAGCAAGCUCAUCAAGGUGUCGGGAGAUCUCCACCCAGUCAACGCUACCCCCAAAGUCGCCUUCGUUGGGGGUGUCAAAUUUCAUCGAAGCAAGACCGGUAAUCUGUACCGCGACGGUGUGCUCAAAGCUCAACGCCAAACUGGCAUCAAAAAGGUCGACGUGCCUUGCAGCAUGUUUUCGCUGACUGGUGCUCUGGUCUGCCGUUCCUUUGGGAUGUACGGCUACUGCGACAAGGGAGACGGAUGCGAAGAGCGACACGUUUUCGAGUGCCCCGACUUCAGCAACACGGGCAAGUGUAAAACCAGGGGCUGCAAGCUCCUUCACCGCGAGAGGGCAAGCGUCCUUCGGAAGCGGGCGGACGGCGCCGAAAUGGAGGAUCUGUCGAGCGAUGACGAGCCGGUCGAUAGCGACGACGUGGACUCAGACGAAGUGGAGGAGUUUAUCACCGAUGGUGCUGGUGAUGAUACUGACUUCAAGGUUCAGAAGGACUUUAUCUCUUUCUGA
Messenger RNA from Colletotrichum fioriniae, 1008 nucleotides. Lineage: Eukaryota; Fungi; Ascomycota; Sordariomycetes; Glomerellales; Glomerellaceae. The record is from RefSeq and is a predicted model, not a curated record.